AUGGCCGGACCUAUGGCUGGACCCAUGGCCGGACCUAUGGCCGGACCUAUGGCUGGACCCAUGGCCGGACCUAUGGCCGGACCAAUGGCCUGGCCUAUGGCCGGACCCACGGCCGGACCUAUGGCCCGAAUGCCUAUGGCCGGAAUGCCGUUGGCCGGUGGUCAGAUGAAUGCGCGGCGCGGACCCUACGUUCAAAUGCCGACGCCGGGAUUGGCGCCGUCGGAAGUGCCGCAGUACCGGGGCUGCCCCGCGGGUCUGGAAUAUCUGAAGAAGAUCGACCAACUGCUUGUCCACCAGCAGGUGGACUUCCUGGAAACGUUCCUGCCGUACGAGAUGGCGAACAAAUACGUCGUGAAGAACAGCAUGAGCCAGUUCGUCUUCGCGGCGGCAGAGUACAGCAACGUCAUCUGUCGCCAAUUCAGCAAGAACCGGCCCUUCGUGAUGUCGCUGGUCGACUUCCACGUUGCGGCUUCACCGGCCAUUUCGCUGCGACUGCUGCCUCUGCUUUUGCUGCCUCCAGGCACGUAUAUAUUGUCCAUUGUAGCGUAA
Messenger RNA from Dermacentor andersoni, 549 nucleotides. The record is from RefSeq and is a predicted model, not a curated record. Lineage: Eukaryota; Metazoa; Arthropoda; Arachnida; Ixodida; Ixodidae.